Molecule: messenger RNA, 177 nt
Organism: Spirodela intermedia
Lineage: Eukaryota; Viridiplantae; Streptophyta; Magnoliopsida; Alismatales; Araceae
Source: the annotation of a GenBank genome assembly
AUGAGCAGACAAGACCAGGAGGUCAGGCCUCUUCCUCGCCGAUGGCGUCUCCGCCUUCCAGCACCCACUGCUCGAGCCCGUCGAAGUCUUCUUCUUCCUCCUCCUCGGGAGCGUACCAGCGGCAGGACCCGUCCCAGUGCCCGGAGGGAAGCUCCUCGCCGUAGCAGGCGACGUUGA